This is a messenger RNA of Cicer arietinum (chickpea), 745 nucleotides long. RefSeq names its product type I inositol polyphosphate 5-phosphatase 13-like. Gene Ontology annotation, biological process: phosphatidylinositol dephosphorylation. NCBI's taxonomy places the organism in Eukaryota, Viridiplantae, Streptophyta, Magnoliopsida, Fabales, Fabaceae. The record is from RefSeq and is a predicted model, not a curated record. Gene Ontology annotation, molecular function: phosphatidylinositol-4,5-bisphosphate 5-phosphatase activity.
AUGUGAGUGGUAUUAUCCAAGUACUGGACUUAGAAGGCAAUAUAAUUGCAGGAUGGGUUGCUCAUAAUAGUCUUGUGCUUAAAUUGGCUGUUGGUAACGGUUCUGUGUAUAGCUUUGCAACUCAUGGCGGCAUACGCGGAUGGAAUAUUGCAUCCCCAGGCCCUGUUGACAACAUAAUAAGAACAGAGCUGGCCUCAAAGGAACUUAUACAAGAAGACACAAUAUCAGAAUUUUGAUUUGUCGUGGUUGGGGUCUGUUGUAUCAGACGUUGGCAUUGUUGUGGUCGGUUUGCAAGAGGUGGAGAUGGGUGCUGGUUUUCUUGCAAUGUCUGCUGCAAAAGAAAUUGUUGGUCUAGAAGGAAGUGCAAUGGGGCAGUGGUGGGUGGAAACAAUAGGAAAGGCCUUGGAAGACAGAAAAGCUUUUGAGCGUAUGGGUUCUAGGCAGCUUGCUCGCUUGCUUAUAUCUCUUUGGGUAAGAAAGAAUCUUAGAAAACAUGUUGGGGACAUUGAUGCUGAAGCAGUCCCAUGUGGUUUUGGACGUGCAAUUGGCAACAAGGUCUGUUUAAAUUUUUCAUUCAUUAUAUGACAUCAAAUGAGAAAAUCAGAAUGCAAUGUCGUACAAAGGAUAAGUUUGUAUAGAAGAUCACUUGUGAAGGCCAGUCUUUUGUCAAGAAUGAUGGAGAAGCACCGGAUUAUAUCCCAAGAGCUGCUUCUGGCUUUUCUAGAUGGCUUGAGGUAUUGUAUGG